This is a messenger RNA of Theobroma umbraticum, 3493 nucleotides long. Its product is annotated as E3 ubiquitin ligase PARAQUAT TOLERANCE 3-like. Gene Ontology annotation, cellular component: nucleus. Gene Ontology annotation, molecular function: ubiquitin protein ligase activity; zinc ion binding; nucleic acid binding. Gene Ontology annotation, biological process: protein ubiquitination; ubiquitin-dependent protein catabolic process; mRNA processing. NCBI's taxonomy places the organism in Eukaryota, Viridiplantae, Streptophyta, Magnoliopsida, Malvales, Malvaceae. The record is from RefSeq and is a predicted model, not a curated record.
GCCCUGAACCUCCGUUUCGAUAGCCCUGAACUAGUCUCUUCGCUUAUUCCCCCUUCUCUCUCUCUCUGAAGCGUCCUUACCCAAACCCUAACCUAGAGGUACACGAUGAUCGCUGAUCAUUUGAAUCCCUCCAAUGUUUAAUCAAGGUUCUUCAAUCUUUUAAUAAUCUCUUUUCAAUUUCGGCUUAUCGGAAUCUCAACCUUCGAAGUUGCCGAGUUUUUCUUUGAAGAUCGACCGGUCGUGGGAUUCGGUUUCUGAAGAUUUAUUAUUUGUUCGAGUUUUAGAAGAUCUGGAUCGGCGAACAAUUGAUUUUUCGAAGCCAUUUUUCUAAUAAAAGAAAUCGAAGGGUUCCUGUUGAAUUUGAUCAAGAUCUAUGACCAAGGGGCUUUUUUGUAAUUCGCUUGGCUUUGCCCUACUCUAAUUCGAAACUUCUGGUUUCGCUGACAAAUUCGGAAUUCGGCGAUUCUUUGAAUGUCGUGGAGAAAUUGUCCGGGUUAAUUUCUUGAAGAGAGCUUCGGAUUUUGCAUCGGAGAAGAAUCGACGAGUUUGGUUCGGUUUCUCUUAGAAUAUAAGAAAAAAAAAAGAAAUUUUUGUACUGGUUAUAUUUGUUUUCUUUUUUGAGUGAAUAUCAGGCCUUAAUUUUUUUUAAAGGCCAAUAAAUAAGUUCAUUACAGUAUUAAACUUUUUUUGUGUUCAUUAUUAUUAUUUUUAAGAGGAAAAAAGGAAAAAAAUGGCUGUUUAUUACAAGUUUAAGAGUGCAAGAGAUUUUGAUUCAAUUGCCAUGGAUGGUCCGUUUAUAAGCGUUGGUACUUUGAAAGAAAAAAUAUUCGAAUCAAAGCACUUGGGCAGGGGUACCGACUUCGACCUUGUUGUCACUAAUGCCCAAACUAACGAAGAAUAUCUUGAUGAAGCAAUGUUAAUCCCGAAAAAUACUUCUGUACUAAUUCGCCGGGUUCCUGGAAGGCCUCGCAUGCCCAUUGUUGCUGCACAAGAGCCUAAGGUGGAAAAUCAGAUUGAAAAUGCUCAACCAGAAAAGAGUAACCUCCUGGAUGCUGAUGCAACUGUUGCAAAAUAUCCUGAAGACUCCGAAUGGGAUGAAUUUGGGAAUGAUUUGUAUUCAAUCCCUGAAACACUGCCAGUGCAGUCAAGCAAUCCACUUCCUGAUGCUCCUCCUACGAAUAAAGCUGAUGAGGACAGCAAAAUUAAGGCUUUAAUUGAUACUCCUGCCUUGGACUGGCAGCGCCAAGGUGCGGAUGGUUUUGGACCUGGUAGAGGCUUUGGAAGGGGUAUGGGUGGGAGGAUGGGUGGGCGUGGUUUUGGUCGAUUAGGAUUGGAGCGCAAAACACCUCCUCAGGGUUAUGUUUGUCACCGCUGUAAGGUGCCUGGGCACUUUAUUCAGCACUGCCCCACAAAUGGUGAUCCAAACUAUGAUAUCAAAAGGGUAAAGCCUCCAACUGGCAUUCCAAAGUCAAUGCUAAUGGCAACUCCAGAUGGCUCUUAUGCAUUGCCAAGUGGAGCAGUUGCAGUUUUGAAACCCAAUGAGGCUGCUUUUGAGAAAGAAAUUGAGGGCUUACCUUCCACUCGGUCUGUUGGUGACCUUCCGCCUGAACUCCAUUGCCCAUUGUGCAAGGAAGUGAUGAAAGAUGCUGUUCUAACUAGCAAAUGUUGUUUCAAGAGUUUUUGCGAUAAAUGUAUAAGGGACCACAUUAUCUCAAAGUCAAUGUGCGUAUGUGGGGCAACAAACAUACUCGCCGAUGAUCUUUUGCCAAAUAAGACUCUAAGAGAUACAAUUAAUCGUAUAUUGGAGUCUGGUAACAGCAGUGCUGACAAUGCUGGAAGCACUUUUCAAGUUCAAGAUAUGGAGUCUGCCCGGUGUCCACAACCAAAAAUUCCAUCUCCUACUACAUCUGCUGCAUCAAAGGGAGAGCAGAAGCCAGUAUCUGCUAAGGAAGAAAGUCCUAAUGUGAAGGAUAAAGCUAAUGAGGUGAAGGCAGCUAUUCUGCCACAGCAGGUUGUGGAGAAAGUGAAGAUUGCUAAACCUGCUGAUGCAUCUGAGGCUACACUGGAGUCGAUGAGUGUGAAGGAGCCUGCAUCACAAGGGAGUGCCCCACUUGCAGAGGAAGAAGUGCAACAGAAGGUGGUUUCUGGAGAGGCAGGAAAGAAAAAGAAAAAGAAGAAGGUUCGUUUGCCAGCAAAUGACUUGCAGUGGAAAACCCCUCAGGAUCUUGCAGCUGAGAACUAUAUGAUGUCUAUGGGUCCCUCUGCCUAUAAUCCUUACUGGGCUGGCAUGCAGCCUGGGAUGGAUGGGUUUAUGGGUCCUUAUGCUGGUGCAAUGCCCUAUAUGGGGGGCUAUGGACUAGGUCCAUUGGAUGUGCCAUUUGGAGCUGUCAUGCCUCCAGAUCCCUUUGGUGCUCAAAGUUACAUGUUUCCUCCUAUCCCACCUCAGAGAGAUCUUGCUGAGUUUGGAAUGGGUAUGAAUGUUGCCCCACCUAUCAUGAGUAGAGAGGAGUUUGAGGCUCGGCAAGCUGAUUUGAGGAGGAAGCGUGAAAAUGAGAGACGAGGUGAAAGGGAGUUCUCUAGAGAUCGGGAAUUCAGUAGAGAAGUGAGCAGCAGUGGUGAUGUUUCAUCAUUGAAGUCUAAAUCUAAGCCUAUCCCUCAAAUGUCAGGUGGUGACCAUCGCCAUGAACAUCUUCGGCACCGAUCAGAGAGGACCUCACCGGAACGCUCCUUGCGGGACCAUGACGCACCUCCCCGCCCUUUAAAGAGAAAAGCUGAUCAGCAUCAUGACCGUGAACGUGAUCAUGACUAUGACUAUGAUGAUCGUGACCGUGACCGUGAGCGCCAGCAUCAACAUCGAUCUGAAUCUUCCAAGCUUGCUCCUGAAACUGCCACCAAAGCCACUUCGACGACCACUACAUCAGCAAUGGAUAAGAAGCAAAAGGGUAGUGUGUUCUCUCGCAUUAGCUUUCCAGAAGGAGAAGUCAGCAAGAAACGCAAGCUAUCUUCUGAGGCACCUGUAUCUUCUGGCCAUCACAAGCCGUCUUCCAAUGGAUACUAUGAUGACUACAAGACUUCUUCAGCUGCCACCAAGGCAGUUUCUGCUACUAGUGGCGGUGCGAGGAAGAGCACUAGUAGCAAUGCUGUAGAUUAUGAGUCUAGUGACGAUGAUAGACAUUUCAAAAGGAAGCCCUCAAGGUAUGAGUCCUCACCGCCACCAUCAGCUGAGUGGGAAGAAGAACCGCGGCACUCAAGAGGGUCCAGGGAACGAGAGCGUAGCAGCUAUAGUAAACAUAGAUAGAAUAUAGAGCAGGUUGUAUCGCUGGUUGCUGUAGCAUCAGCGUAUGCCCUCGAGGAGCUAUCGCAUACUGUUGCACCAAUAUAGCCCUAAUGGGAGAAAUUAUGUGGAGGGAUGAUACAAAUAUUUUUUGCUUUGUAUUUACAAUCCUAGUAUCUUCAAUAAUUAUAAAAUUAUUGUGUUCUAAAUUCUAUCGGU